AUGGAGAAAUGGCAGGUUCAGGUCACAGAGCCUCGCACACCCUUCGAAGACACCCAUCGCAUGUUGGAAGGUCUUUACCUAAACACGGUGUUCCCCUCGGAGAACAUUCAAUCGGCCCUCUCGUACGAACCUUUGGAAGGCGACGUCUUCGUCGUCAGUUAUCCCAAGUGCGGGACGACGUGGCUGCAGCACAUUGCCAUCAACGUGCUAUCGGGCGGCGCACUGUCGCCGGACGACGUAGAACGAGUGCGAAACUCAACGUACCUCGAAUUCAUAGGCGCCGAAGGCGCCCGCAGGCUGAAGCGGCCGGUUCCCAUCAAGACCCACCUGCCGUUUCACAAGCAACCCCGCUCUGCGGGCGCCAAAUACAUCUAUGUAACUCGGAAUCCCUACGACUGCUGCGUCUCUUACUACCACCACUGUAAAGGGCUUCCGUGGUAUCGCUUCACCGACGGCUCUUUCGACGACUUCGUCGACGCGUUUGUGCGGGGUAAGGUCACCUACGGUGACUACUUCGACCACCUACUCUCGUGGUACGAUCACCGCAACGACCCGAACGUCCUGUUCCUCACGUACGAGGACUUGAAAAAGGACGCCCCGGCCUCGGUCCUCAAGGUUGCCGACUUUCUCGGCGCACGAGAAUACGGCGAACAACUGAGAACGCAUCCCGACGCCCUGGAGAAAAUUCUUAACGGAGUAAGCUUGGAAUCCAUGAGAAAGUUGACGUUCACUAUCAAGGUGUCACGCACCGCAUCGCCCACAAGGCCAGGAGCGAUGGAAAGCACGUCGCUGAGCGACAAGUUAAAAAACGAGGAUUCGAGUGUCUGCUCCUCGAAAGCACUCGCCGCGAAAAGCCUCCUGAGCGGGCAACUCGUGCGCAAGGGUGUCGUCGGGGAUUGGAAGACCCAAUUUUCUUCCGAGCAACUCACAUGGAUGAAGGCUUGGAUCACGCUCAAGACUCGUGAAACCGACGUCAUGGACUUGUGGAAGGACGUCGACCUUCCGUAA
Rhipicephalus sanguineus (brown dog tick) is the source of this 1008-nucleotide messenger RNA. RefSeq names its product sulfotransferase ssu-1. Gene Ontology annotation, molecular function: sulfotransferase activity. The record is from RefSeq and is a predicted model, not a curated record. NCBI's taxonomy places the organism in Eukaryota, Metazoa, Arthropoda, Arachnida, Ixodida, Ixodidae. Gene Ontology annotation, biological process: sulfation. The transcript is spliced from 2 exons. The coding region runs from base 1 to 1008 and encodes 335 amino acids. Gene Ontology annotation, cellular component: cytoplasm.